Molecule: messenger RNA, 1154 nt
Organism: Toxotes jaculatrix (banded archerfish)
Lineage: Eukaryota; Metazoa; Chordata; Actinopteri; Toxotidae
Product: G-protein coupled receptor 6
Exons: 3
Coding region: 1-1098 (365 amino acids)
Biological process (GO): G protein-coupled receptor signaling pathway
Cellular component (GO): membrane
Molecular function (GO): sphingosine-1-phosphate receptor activity
Source: RefSeq, a predicted model, not a curated record
AUGCUUCACAUGCUCCAUAGUGAAAUGAAGAUUCUUAAUUCCUCAAAUAUUAGUUUUCAUGCUUGGAUGACGAAGGAACAGAGUGGAAAUAUGAAUGAGUCGCUGGUGGUGAAUGACUCCUCUGCGACUCCUGUGGCCAGGGAAGCUCUCCCAUGGAUGGAGGCUGAGUCUCCAGAGCACAACGGCAGCCUGGAGUUCUCCACUGCCCCUUUAGAUUUCCCCAUCAACCCGUGGGACAUCAUGCUCUGUAUGUCAGGCACUGUCAUCGCAUGUGAAAAUGCCAUAGUGGUAGCAAUCAUCUUCUACACACCAACACUAAGGACUCCCAUGUUUGUGCUGAUCGGGAGCCUGGCUACAGCGGACCUGCUGGCCGGCAUGGGAUUAAUCCUGAACUUUGUGUUCCAGUAUGUGAUCUCCUCUGAGACUAUCAGCCUUAUCACUGUAGGCUUCUUGGUGGCCUCCUUCACUGCCUCCAUCAGCAGCCUCUUAGCCAUAACAGUGGACCGUUACUUCUCCCUCUACAACGCCCUGACAUACUUCUCAGAGAAGACUCUGCAGUAUGUACACCUGAUGUUACUGGGGACUUGGGGUGUGUCUCUGUUCCUUGGCCUGCUGCCGGUGCUCGGCUGGAACUGCCUGGACGAGCCGGCCUCCUGCAGCAUUGUCCGCCCUUUGACCCGGAGCAACGUCACACUCCUGGCCACCUCCUUCUUCGCCAUCUUUGUGCUCAUGCUCACCCUCUACUUCAAGAUCUGCAAGAUAGUGUGCCACCACGCCCACCAGAUUGCCCUCCAGCAGCACUUUUUUGCCACAUCGCAUUAUGUUGCCACCAAGAAAGGGGUCUCCACUCUUGCUAUCAUCCUCGGGACUUUUGGUGCCAGCUGGUUGCCGUUCGCCAUCUACUGCUUGGUGGGCGAGAGGGAGUAUCCAUCGGUGUACACCUACGCUACACUGCUGCCAGCCACCUACAACUCCAUGAUCAACCCUAUCAUCUACGCCUACAGAAAUACAGAGAUCCAGCGUUCCAUCUACAUGCUUCUCUGUGGCUGCUUUCAGACCAACGGGGCCUACCGGUCCAGGUCACCAAGUGAAGUCUAAAAAGGUGCUAGGGCUCUUUGUGUAUGUGUGUGUGUGUGUGUGUGUGUGUGUAAGUG